This is a messenger RNA of Zea mays, 1246 nucleotides long. Its product is annotated as paired mesoderm homeobox protein 2. NCBI's taxonomy places the organism in Eukaryota, Viridiplantae, Streptophyta, Magnoliopsida, Poales, Poaceae. The record is from RefSeq and is a predicted model, not a curated record. Gene Ontology annotation, molecular function: DNA binding. The transcript has 6 exons. The coding region runs from base 4 to 597 and encodes 197 amino acids.
AAAAUGGAGGUACCGCGCCUCCCCCAGGGUGCCCUUCCAUCCAUGGCGUUGUCGCGGCUGUCCCCGCAAUCAACUCCCAGAUCUCGUGCUCACCUCCCCGCAAUCAAGGUCGUCACGCCCGAUGAGGAUGGUCGCCAGUCGCCGCACGGCGGUUCGGGCCCCAGCGAUAGCUCCGGCGCAGGCGCGAGGAAGAAGCUCCGGCUCACCAAUGAGCAGUCGACGCUGCUCGAGGACACCUUCCGCGCCCACAACAUACUCUCCAACGCGCAGAAGCAGGAGCUCGGACGGCAGGUGGAUCUCAGCGCCAGGCAGGUGGAAGUGUGGUUCCAGAACACACAUGUUCAGAUAACACACAUGUUCAUGCUCAUGCUGACCCCACACAGUGGGAUUUUCCCAGCAAUCAGCUUGAUAGGCGACAUCAUCAUUGUCGGGAUCUUCUACUUCAUUGGAUUUGCAUUGUUCUGCUUGGAGGCUUUUCUGAACAUGUGGGUCAUUCAGCUUUUGCCCCCUUCUGAUCAAUUCAGAAGAGAACCCGGAGAACCAUGCACUUGUGGAGUUGUUCAUCUGGAAAGUGACACCAUUAUUGAAUAUGAUUGAUCGACUUUGGGGUCAAUAGUGGCGCAACAAGGUUCUCCAUCGACUCAAGAACCAAGCUGUUAAUGAGGACACCUUUCGGUGUUCAUAUGAGUUUGGAUGGAAACCUCGGGUUGCUUUGUUGUCCAAUUCCUGUUAAUGUUAUCUACACUUACAAAUAAACGUUGUUGUUGCAUUUUGAUGAGUUUCAUUUGUUCCUGUGCAGAGGGCCUCCUAUUGUGCCCUCUGACAGAAGCAUCUCGCGGACGAGAGAGGUAAGGAUUUGAUAUGUUUGAUUUGAUGGACGCUUGUUGAAUUAUCUGUGCAGUCUUCGUUUAAUGUGUCCAAAUAUUUUCUUUUUUCCAUGUCGACAAAUAUCUUGUGUUGGCACAAACCACACAUGAGAGAAGCAUGUUUAGCUACAGCUGCAACUAUCUAUGCCAGCAAAGAGGCUGCAUGGGGGAAGAAGAAAGAUUAACAAUGGAGAAGAAACAACAGUGAUGGUGGCUGGUGAUGCAUUCGUGAGCUGGAGGUAUCUUAAGGUCUCUAGAUUCAUGGAUGAGCUAGCAGGCCAGCACAUGGAAGCACAUCUUGUCUUUUCUCUAUUAUUUUUUCUUCCCCUUUAUCUUUGGUAGAUCUACAUUCAGAAAUAGAUUAGUUGUUCCGGUGUUCA